Molecule: messenger RNA, 1268 nt
Organism: Leguminivora glycinivorella
Lineage: Eukaryota; Metazoa; Arthropoda; Insecta; Lepidoptera; Tortricidae
Exons: 2
Coding region: 441-1268 (275 amino acids)
Source: RefSeq, a predicted model, not a curated record
GACGGUAUCGCAAACUGUUACGCUCGCGCUACUUAAUUACGAUACAAACAAAUACCUUACCAGUUACCUGCACCCGUAGCUGCAGAAGUGUGCAUCGGUGUGCUGUACGGUGGUGUGAGUGUGCGCAGCCCGCCGUGUGCUUGUGAUAGUGCGUUUUAAUAGCAUAUUUAUUUGUGCCUAUCACUGUGUGACAUUCUGCGUGUGGCUAUAUAAUAAGUAAACAUUAUAAACCUAAUUACAAUAAAAGCAUUAUAUUUCAAUACGAACCGACAUUGAUAACAGCGCCAUCUAUCGGCAGCCGUAGGAACUUCUUUGCUGACAACAAACUAAACCGAGCGAGCACAAUGGUUAACUGCGCAGCGGCUUGCGGCAAACCCAUUGCGACGACAGGCAAUGCUAAAUGCGGCUGCGGCCUUACUUACCAUAAAGCAUGAGUGGGCAUGGGCAUAAAUGCUCGGGUACCUGCCACCUGGGCAUGUCCGGCGUGUAAGGCGGCGAAGCGUGACAACUCGGAUAACACGCCGAUAAAGCCCAGCAUCGCCACAGAUGAUGGUGAUGUGCAGCAGUUCGAUGUCGCUGAGGAGCUGCGAUUGCUUCGCGCGGAUUUUGGCUCCGUGCACGAUCAGGUUGCGGGCCUGCGCCGCGAGGUGGAGGAGCUCAACCGGCUUUUCAGUAGUCGUCUGGGCGUCAUCGAGGAGAGGGUCAAGCGAUUGGAGGAGCGGGCGGAGGCGCAGCCAGCAGUCACCGUCGAUAGCGAGUUAGCAGCGACGGUCGCCAGUCUAAAACAGGAACUCUGCGACCGAGAGCGGGACCUUCUCCUUGGUGACGUCGAAAUUACGGGCAUCCCGGAGCAACCCAACGAGUUCACAUCUCAUCUGGUCUGCCUGGUGGCGACGAAGCUUGGUGUGGGUCUCGAUGAGCGGGACAUAGUAUUCGCUGAACGCAUGGGAGCGCGCCGUCAUCAGGCAAACUCAGUUGACGCUCCGAGCCCGCUAGGUGGCGCGGCGGAGGGCGGCGCUGCUGCUAACGUGCGCCCGCGCCCGCUCGUCGUGCGGCUGGCCAGGCGCGGGCCGCGCGCCGAUAUGCUGCGUGCUGCCCGCGUGCGUCGAGGGGCUGACACAUCGGACUUCGGCCUGCCGGGUGCCCCGAGCAGGUUCUAUGUAAACGAGCGUUUAACCAGGCAAAAUAGAACGCUCUUUUAUCUUGAAUUCAUGCUUCAACAUCAACUGAAUGAGGAAUGCCUCAAACUCGAGACGAGCUGCAUUUAA